UCUGACAUUUUGACGCAGGUGUAUAUUGCAUACAUGGGAGCUCUUCCUGCAAAAUCUUCUUAUUCUCCUAUGUCUCACCAUUAUAAUAUCCUUCAAGAAGUUAUUGAAUCAAGCUCCGUAGAAGAUUCUUUGGUCAGAAGCUAUGGAAGAAGUUUCAAUGGUUUUGCAGCCCAACUCACUGAAUCUGAAAGAGAUAAACUUAUUGGCAUGAAAGGUGUGGUUUCGGUAUUCCCAAGCAAGGUUUAUAAGAUUAUGACGACAAGAUCUUACGAGUUCAUGGGACUUGGUGAUAAGAGCAACCAUGUCCCUGAGGUCGAGAGCAAUAUAAUAGUGGGUGUUAUAGACGGUGGAAUCUGGCCUGAAUCUAAGAGUUUCUCAGACGAAGGCAUUGGCCCAAUACCAAAAAAAUGGAAAGGAACUUGCGCAGGAGGAGCUAAUUUCACAUGCAACAGGAAGGUGAUUGGAGCACGACACUAUGUGGAGGACUCUGCAAGAGACACUGACGCUCAUGGAUCACACACGGCUUCGACAGCUGCUGGAAACAAAGUAAAAGGAGUGAGUCUGAAUGGUGUGGCAAAAGGAACUGCAAGAGGCGGUGUGCCUUUAGGUAGAAUUUCUGUUUACAAAGUGUGUGAGCCAGCGGGUUGUAGUGGUGAUCGACUGUUGGCUGCAUUUGACGAUGCUAUAGCGGACGGGGUCGAUGUUAUAACCAUUUCUAUUGGAGGCGGUGUUACUCAAGUUGAUAUCGACCCUAUUGCUAUUGGAUCAUUUCACGCGAUGGACAAAGGGAUUGUUACAACGGUAGCGGUUGGAAACGCCGGCUCUAAACUUGGAAAAGCGGAUAACGUUGCACCAUGGCUCAUAUCCGUGGCUGCUGGCUCGACGGAUAGAAAAUUUGUUACUAAUGUGGUUAAUGGAGAUGACAAGAUAUUACCUGGGAGAUCGAUCAAUGAUUUCGACUUAAAAGGAAAGAAGUAUCCUUUGGCGUACGGGAAAACUGCUUCAAACAACUGUACAGAGGAACUAGCAAGGGGUUGUGAUAGCGGCUGCCUGAACAAUGUGGAGGGAAAGAUUGUGGUGUGUGAUGUUCCAAAUAAUGUUACGGAACAGAAAAUAGGUGGGGCCGUUGGAACAAUCCUUCAUGUAACUGAUGUUGAUACUCCCGGUCUUGGUCAUAUUCCGGUUGCAACCUUAGAUGAUACCAAUUAUGAAGCAUUAAGAUCUUACGCUCUCUCCUCACCAAACCCGCAAGGAACUAUAUUGAAGACUGUGACAGUUAAAGAUAAUGAUGCUCCAGUCGUUCCUACCUUCUCUUCUCGCGGUCCAAACAGGCUCUUUAGUGACAUUUUGAAGCCUGAUAUAACAGCUCCAGGAGUGAAUAUACUAGCAGCAUAUUCACCAUUGGCUCAAACAGCACUUCCUGGACAAAGUGUGGAUUACUAUUUCAUGACCGGAACAUCUAUGGCUUGCCCUCAUGUCGCAGGUGUAGCUGCUUAUGUCAAGACAAUACGCCCUGAUUGGUCCGCUUCUGCCGUAAAAUCCGCUAUCAUGACUACAGCUUGGGCAAUGAACGCUUCGAAAAAUGCAGAAGCUGAGUUUGCGUAUGGAUCAGGAUUUGUUAACCCUACAGUGGCAGUUGAUCCAGGGCUUGUUUACGAAAUAGCCAAAGAGGAUUACUUGAAUAUGCUUUGCUCUUUGGACUACUCAUCUGUAGGCAUUAGUACUAUUGCCGGUGGAACCUUUACUUGUUCUGAAAAAUCAAAGCUUACUAUGAGAAAUCUCAACUACCCUUCAAUGUCAGCCAAAGUUUCAGCUUCAUCAUCUUCAGAUAUCACAUUUUCAAGAAAAGUCACCAACGUUGGGAAAAAGGGAUCCACUUACAAGGCAAAAUUGUCUGGGGAUCCCAAACUCAGUAUAAAAGUCGAACCAGAUACGAUCACUUUCAAGUCACCUGGAGAGAAGAAGUCUUUCACAGUUACAGUCUCUGGCAAGAGUCUUUCUGGUAUCUCUAGUAUUGUGUCGGCGUCUCUGACUUGGUCGGAUGGAUCACACAAUGUGAGAAGUCCAAUCGUUGUGUAUACUUAGUCAUCAACCCCAAAGUCA
Molecule: messenger RNA, 2103 nt
Organism: Camelina sativa (false flax)
Lineage: Eukaryota; Viridiplantae; Streptophyta; Magnoliopsida; Brassicales; Brassicaceae
Source: RefSeq, a predicted model, not a curated record